Molecule: messenger RNA, 399 nt
Organism: Falco peregrinus (peregrine falcon)
Lineage: Eukaryota; Metazoa; Chordata; Aves; Falconiformes; Falconidae
Product: histone H2A-beta, sperm-like
Exons: 1
Coding region: 1-399 (132 amino acids)
Cellular component (GO): nucleosome
Molecular function (GO): DNA binding; structural constituent of chromatin; protein heterodimerization activity
Source: RefSeq, a predicted model, not a curated record
AUGAAAACCACAAAGCUCUUCCUCGUGCCAAAGAAAACCAGAUCACACAAGGCUGGUCUGCAGUUCCCUGUGGGUUGUGUCUCCAGGCUCCUUAAAAGAGGGAGCUACUCUGACAGGAUCAGUCCUGGUGCUGCCAUCUACCUGGCUGCGGUGCUGGAAUACCUGAGCGUGGAGAUCCUGGAGCUGGCAGGGAGCGCUGCACAGGCAAGCAAGAAAGCCAGGAUCCUGCCCAGGCACACCCAGCUGGCCGUGAGAAAUGAUGAUGAGCUGAACAAGCUUUUCUCCCGUGUGACCAUUGCUCAAGGCUGGGUAUUAUCUAAUGUUCUUCCCAAGCUUCUUCCUAAGAAGACCAUGUCACUUAAACUGCCCAGCAAAUAUGUCCAGUCACAGGAGUUCUAG